CAAGCUGCAGCUUCUGACGGUAAAAACAUACCAUAUGCAAAUUGAGAAACUGCGGUUCACGUGUUAGGUGCUGAAGGAAGAGGAACCUCGUUGGUUCUCUAUAAGGUAGUGCAGCGUUGUUGUUGUUCGGUCAAGCCUUUCAAUCAUCCGCCAAAGCUCAUUUGAACAAACCUGCUCUCCUUCUCUGCACUGACACAAGAACGGUGAUGAACGGAGUUUAAUGAUGGAGGAAGAUCUCAAUUAUGCUACUGUGGUUUUUAAAAAUGGUGGUAGUCCUCAGAAAGAAAACGAUGAGGACUCUACAAUUUAUUCUACAGUUAAAUCUAAAGUUCCUGCAGCGACUGGAACAAUAAAAGCAGCUGGAGGAACAGCAGCAGGUGGAGGAGCAGAAGCUGGAGGAGCAGCAGCAGGAGCAGCAGCAGGAGGAGCAGCAGCAGGUGGAGGAGCAGAAGCUGGAGGAGCAGCAGCGGCACACUCUCGGCACUUUGUCCUGCUGCUGGUGUGUUUGGGGAUUCUCUGCGUCCUGCUCAUGGCGUGCAUCGGCGUCAUCAUCUACAUCUGUGGGGUCAUGAAGGCCCAGGAAGCUGUCGCAGAAAACAUCAUCCACCUCGAGAAGGAAAAUCAUCAGCUGGUGAUGGAGAAAGAAAUCCUAGCGAACGAGACCGAGGUGCUGACCCGAGACAGAGAUGAUCUCAACAGGACGCUCGGAGUCAUCAUGACGUUCCAAGACUUCCCAGUCAAUAAAUUCUGCCCAGACAAAAAGUGUCAGCCGUGCCGGGAGAGUUGGAUUCCUUUCCAGGAUCACUGCUACCUGUUUUAUGAGCGAUCCGAUCCCUGGUACGAAUGGGAGGAAGCACGAACAUUUUGUCAAAACCGUGUUGCAGACCUGGUUGUUGUCGACAGUUUACAAGAGCAGGAAUUCAUCAAUAAUCACACCGAGUACUACUACGACUAUUUUCAUGGAUACUGGAUGGGAUUGCGUCAAAAUGAGGACAACAAGUGGAUCUGGAUUGAUGGACGCAAUGAGACUGAGGGGUACUGGAAUCAGACGAAAGUUCAUUAUGAUGGUAAAUAUGCGAUGACAUUCCCAACGCAUAAUGUGACAGCCAGCUGGGGCCCAGCAAGGGGGACGAUGAAGAACAAAUUCAUCUGUGAGCAUGAAGCCCUCAUCAGGACUCCAGUCAGUUAGCAUAUUGGGGUUUCUCGUUCCAAACUCUGCUGGCAAAUUUUAUUUUAUAAAACGGUUGCACCAGAGUUUGGAAAAUGUAAGUGCACACGCAGACACACAAAACAAUAGUGGAUACAACACAAGGAAAAAACCAAAGGCUGUUUGGCGUGCAAGUGUUCAUUCUAUAUAUAUAUGAUUUUGUGUUAACAUGUAGUGUUUUUAUUAGCUACUGUGUACGAUCAAUUUGGAAUGAAUAUAUUUCAAUAUGUGAAAAGUGUAAAGACAAGAAGCCUCAACCUGGUUUCCACCGAAGGUUUAAGAUCUGUUGCGAUGGAGGUUGGAGAUUUGACUUGUUUGUCAAUUUAAUAUCAAUGACUUUUGCUAAGACUAUCGAGUCUACUACUGAGUCACUGAUUUAGGAUUUGUGUUUUCGGAUCUCCAGUAAAAAUGUUUAAACUCUUGUAACAAAUAAUCUGUUCUCAUGUCCGACGUGUUGCAUGUUGCGCACAUGAAACUCCCGAAGUUUGUGUUUUGCAAAAUGCUGUCUGACACAAGUUAGUGGUUUUACAGAACUAAUGUCGAAAUGAAUUCUGCACGCUUCAUUUUACAGAGUCGGUGUUAAAUAAUACUGGAACAUGCAAUAAGGUUGUUUUGUCACAUUCGAGUCUAAACUGUUGUAAACUCAAGUGUUGACACACAAGCUGGUUUCCCUCCCGACCUGUCGCAACCUCUGAGUGGUGACAGGUACAGAGCCGAGGUCACAGGAUGUGUGACCACAACAGAGGAAAUAAUCAGUGGUUUUCAAGGUUGUAAGAUUCUGAACUUUAAAGGUCACAGUUUAAACAUUUAUAUACUGAUCCUGUUGAACUGAGAAUAUUUUUGGUGCUGUUUUAAACUGUUUUUCACUAUCGACAAACUGGAGACUUGAUAUGUGGAAGGUUGUUGUUUCUACAUGAUUUGUAAGUAAAUGUUUUCCUUUUGUAACUGGAACUCCUGCCAUUUAGAAUUUUUAGUAUGGAGAAUAAAGAAUAUGAAAUCUGUUAA
Molecule: messenger RNA, 2212 nt
Organism: Pleuronectes platessa (European plaice)
Lineage: Eukaryota; Metazoa; Chordata; Actinopteri; Pleuronectiformes; Pleuronectidae
Product: C-type lectin domain family 17, member A
Exons: 7
Coding region: 221-1189 (322 amino acids)
Source: RefSeq, a predicted model, not a curated record